Coffea eugenioides is the source of this 4432-nucleotide messenger RNA. RefSeq names its product Fanconi anemia group J protein homolog. Gene Ontology annotation, cellular component: nucleus. Lineage: Eukaryota; Viridiplantae; Streptophyta; Magnoliopsida; Gentianales; Rubiaceae. The transcript has 28 exons. Gene Ontology annotation, biological process: double-strand break repair involved in meiotic recombination; nucleotide-excision repair. Gene Ontology annotation, molecular function: hydrolase activity, acting on acid anhydrides, in phosphorus-containing anhydrides; DNA helicase activity; DNA binding. The record is from RefSeq and is a predicted model, not a curated record. The coding region runs from base 118 to 3981 and encodes 1287 amino acids.
CCAAUCAAUUCUCAUUCCUUCACUCGGACUUGGCAUGAAUCCACAAUACACUUUUAGUGCUUGAUGAGGAGUGGAUUGUGGAGUAAAAUUCACAGCUAAAAAACAAAGGAAAAAACUAUGAAGGAGACCAAGUGUUCACCUCCAACCCCACUCACAUCCCAGCCAAUAAACCCUAACCCUAAUUCCUGUAAAAGCACCAAAAAUGUGAUCCACAUUGGGGGGAUUCAAGUGGAAUUCCCUUACCAGCCAUACGGUACCCAACUGGCCUUCAUGAAUCGCGUCAUUUCCACGCUCGAUCGCGCUCGACGGGACGGUCGCUGUCACGCUCUUCUCGAGUCACCCACCGGUACCGGAAAAUCGCUCUCCCUUCUUUGCUCCUCUCUCGCUUGGCAGCAGAAUUUCAAGUCCAGAAAUCUUCAAGCCGCCAAUCUUUCCUGCUCUGAUUCCAAGCCCAACCCGGAAGCCAUCAACGAUCCUAUUAACUUCGGUGGCGGAUUUGUCCCCGAAACCCAGCCUUUAUCUGAAACUGGAGGCUCAGCAGCUGUAAAUGGCAAGAAUAAGAAGAAACAAUCGGUGCCCACCAUAUUUUACGCUUCGCGGACGCAUUCACAAAUACGUCAAGUGAUCCAGGAGUACAGGAAAACUACUUACCGUGUCCCCAUGGCAGUUUUGGCAUCAAGGAGACAUUACUGCACAAACAUGAAUCUACGUGGAACUGCUAAUAUUGACGAGCAGUGUAAGUUGCUGUUGAAGGAUACAGAAAUUGGCUGCUCAGAAUUCAAGAAUGUGCAUAAGGUCAAAGGUCAUCCGUCUCUCCAGAAAGGAGGUUGCCAUGAGGUCCAUGAUAUUGAAGACCUUGUUAAAGUUGGAGAAAUUGUGAAAGGUUGUUCAUAUUUUGCAGCACGGUCAAUUGCAGAAGAUGCAGAAUUAGUAUUUUGCCCUUACAACUAUAUCAUUUGUCCAAUUAUUAGGAAAGCAAUGGAAGUCGACAUUGAGGGGGCCAUUAUCAUUCUCGAUGAAGCUCAUAAUAUAGAGGACAUUGCUCGUGAUGCUGGCAGCAUUGAUGUUGAAGAAGAUGUUUUGCUCCAGUUACAGACGGAACUGCAACAACUCAGGCUCACUGAUCCUAUGACAUAUCAGCCUUUGCUGGAAAUGAUUCAGGACAUCUUGAAUUGGAUUGAUCGGAGGAAAAGUACUUUAGAGAAGCGUGAAUUUCAGCAUUAUUUUUCUUGUUGGACUGGUGAUAAGGCUUUAAUGGAGCUGGAGGAUGCUAAUGUAACACAAAAGUGCUUCCCGAUACUAAAGGAAUGUGCAACCAAGGCAAUUAAAGCUGCUUCUGAUGCUGAGCCUGAAUUAGCUUGUUUAAGUGGCAUAUCAGCAACAGUGUUGGAAGGAUUGUUCUCUUCAUUUACUUUCUUCUUUUCUGGAAAUGGGCUUCACGUAAAUGAUUAUCUCCUUGCAUUACAAAGAUAUGUCAAAAGAGAUGGUGUCAAUUCUGCUGGUGGUUGGACACAUUCUUUGAAUUUGUGGUGCUUGAAUCCAUCUGUAGUCUUCAAAGGCAUUGCUGAUGUGUCUCUGUCAGUGAUUUUAACAUCAGGGACUCUAUCACCUAUGAACUCCUUUUCAUCUGAACUUGGUAUUCAAUUUGCAACUUGCUUGGAAGCUCCACAUGUCAUAGAGACUGAGACACAAAUAUGGGCAGGUGUAAUUUCUAGGGGUCCACAAGAUUAUCCACUAAAUGCAAGCUACAGGACAGCAGACACAUAUGCUUUCCAGGAUGCGGUUGGCAUGUCCUUAGAAGAAAUAUGCAAGAUUGCUCCGGGUGGUUGUCUUGUAUUCUUCCCUAGCUAUAAGCUGAUGGAAAAAUUAUGCAGUCGCUGGCAAGAAACUGGUCAAUGGUCUAAAUUAAAUGCACAGAAAUCUCUCUUUGUUGAGCCAAGAGGGGGAAGUCAGGAUGGCCUUGAACCAGUUUUGGAGGGCUAUUAUAAUUCCAUUCAUCAGAAAAGUAAACCUUUGACUGGAAGAAAGAGAAGAUGUAAGAAGUUGGAUGUUACUAAUGGCGAGAGAACAGAAUCAUCACAGACUGCUAAUGGAGGAGCUGCUUUUCUUGCUGUUUGUCGGGGAAAGAUAUCUGAAGGCAUUGACUUCUCUGAUGACUAUGCUCGAGUGGUUGUAAUUGUUGGCAUUCCCUUCCCAAACAUCCAUGACAUUCAAGUUGCCCAAAAGAAGAAAUUCAACGAUAUGUAUAGGUUGUCCAAAAACCUCCUGAGUGGGAAUGAGUGGUACUGUAAUCAAGCUUUCCGAGCCCUCAACCAGGCUACAGGACGUUGCAUAAGACACAGAUAUGACUAUGGAGCUAUCAUCUUAUUAGAUGAGCGCCUGUGUGAAGAAAGGAACAGAGCACACAUUUCAAAGUGGUUUAGGAAAUCCAUUAGACAGUAUGAUAACUUUGAAAGAUCCAUGGAGGAGUUAAAAUCAUUUUUCAGAGAUGCCAAGGAUCGUGUUGGGAAGGUAGUUAAGUCUCCACAAAGUUCUGACCUUCGGGUUGAAGAUACUCUCAUGGUUAAGAACAAGGUGAUUUCUACGAAAAAGUCUCAGAGUGAAAGGCCAUUCAAGAGAUCUGAGCAGAAAAUAUCUGGUCAUUCCUUGGCAUCUGAAAAUUCUUCUUCCUUGUACCCAUCUGUAAGCUAUGGCAUAAAUCACAAAUUUAGCCAAAAGAUUCCUGAUGUGGAAGGAUUGCUAUCAACGGAUGGGAGAGAUAUUGCUGGCUGCAGAGAGUACAUUGACCUGGAGUGUGACACUCAGAAACACUGCAGGUUGUCCAUGAGUGCAUCAACAAUGCUAUCACCUGUUGAUCCUGAUAUAACAAUUGUUAGGGAAACUCCUGGUGUAAUUGGCAUUGACGCUAUAGCAACUUCUGAAGUCAUUUCGAUAAAUGAAGACUCCAGUUUGACAGCUGUCCCACUGUCCAGUGAGAUUCCAGAUAAUUUUUCCCGCAGUCCUGUAUCUUUAGUGAAUUCAAGUCUGGCUUUUAAAUCCACUUGUUUGCUGGCAACUCCUGAAAGAACUAAUAAUGACAGACUGAAUGUACGAGUACCAGAGAUGGAGUCACCUUACAAUUUGAGUGCCAAUUCAUUUUCCCUUAAAAGGAGAAAAUCCAUGUGUUCAUCAUCUGACCGUAUACAGAAAGUAGAAUUUGGCUCUCCCGUUUCUAGAACUCCUGAUUCUGUCAGUUUCAUGGUGAGCUCAAUAACAAAAGUAGAUCCAGAAAAAAGAAAUGGAAUUGAUUCUCAGAUGCUCAAUUUGAACAAGGAAAAUGGCAGAUUUUUUCAGCCAUCAUCAUUUAAUGAUACUGGAACAUCAUGUGCUCCUGAUCCCACAGUGGUCAAGAGACUGCAAAUCUUUUGUUCAGUGUGCAAAAAUCCUUUGGGACUUCCUGAAAAUAAUCUGUGUGUUGCGUCCACUCUAACAUCCUGUUCCAAAAUUUACUUGAGAUCUCUUCUGAGGGAGAAGUUGGAGAGUUCAGAUGUAUGUUCCUCAAGUAUACCAGUUCUGGUAACUGAUAAGUCAUCAGUUGAUCAGCAGUUCUUUGAGAGAAACAAUGAAGCUGCUCCAGCAGGACCAGUAGAGGGUAUUUGGUGCAAAGCAGAUGGUUGUGUAUUUAGUACAAUUUUCUGCCCAUUCUGUUUGGAUAGCACCACUUGUCUUGGCGUACAAGUCAUGGCCACGGAUGCAUCCAAUGUGUGUUUACAAAAUAAGGUAUUGUUGUUUUCUGACCUUCUAGAGAUUAAAAGUCCUACCGCAUCAAUAACGAAGGAAUUAUCUUCAUCUAAUGGCUCAUGCACCAGUAAGAGAGCUGGGUUGAAUUCCAUUGAGAAAUACGCUUACAUCCCAGAACAAAAGAAUUCGGGAGGCUGGAGGACUACAAAAUCAAAGAUGCAACUGCCAAAGAGGGGUCUGCUGUCCACUCCAGAAAGCUAAUGUAGAUGCAAGAUGUGAUGUUCUGGUCAAUAUGUGCAGUGGAGGAUUCUUGUCUGGACUAGUUUUGGAAAAAUAUAUUGGAAGUUGGGGCUGUUCUUGGAUAGGCGUUUGAAAUUAAGUAGGUGGCAAGUAAUGUUUCUCUGAAGAAAAGUUGACCUGCUGCUUAGUUUUGCUGAUAGUAAAUAACCCUGAUGUGUCGUGUUUGUAAAAAAUUUAUGGCUGAUGGGUACUCACAACAGGGUCAUGCUAGAACAACAUGGUCUUGUGUGUUGUACGACUGUUGCAGAUAGCUUAGAUAUUGGUGGAUUCCAUUCCAUUUGGCAAAUGAAUGCGUAAAACAGACUUAAAAAGUCCUAGUUAGGAUCGGAAACCACUUUUCCUUUACUAGUUGACAACCGCUAUUACUGACUGGUCUUGCUGAAAAUGCAGGUAAGUGUUUAUUUUUGGGCAA